Molecule: messenger RNA, 309 nt
Organism: Penicillium arizonense
Lineage: Eukaryota; Fungi; Ascomycota; Eurotiomycetes; Eurotiales; Aspergillaceae
Exons: 3
Coding region: 1-309 (102 amino acids)
Molecular function (GO): pyridoxal phosphate binding; transaminase activity
Source: RefSeq, a predicted model, not a curated record
AUGGUGCUCAACAAGAACACUGAAUCUCUGUCUGCUAGAGUCCAGCAAAUAUUUGCGAAAGAGCAGAAGUACACUUCUGGGGGAUUCAUUCCUCUAGAAGUCUUCUUUGUAUCAGGAAAGGGUUCGAUCUUGAUGGCUGGUAACAUCCUUUGUUGGGUUGACGUUGAUGGGCAUGAGAAAAUUGACUUUCUUUCCAUGUUCAGUGCUGCCAAUCUGGGUCAAGUCCAUCCAAAAGUGACCAAGGCUAUACAAGAUGCCUAUAGUAAUUCAACAAUUCUAAGCUUGGCUGCACGCCGAGAUGAUGUGUAA